Manis javanica (Malayan pangolin) is the source of this 2435-nucleotide messenger RNA. The record is from RefSeq and is a predicted model, not a curated record. NCBI's taxonomy places the organism in Eukaryota, Metazoa, Chordata, Mammalia, Pholidota, Manidae.
UCCAGACCCACCUUCCUUUCCUUUUCUUGUGCUACUCAUUUUCCUAACCCCCAUCCUCGCACAGUCCAAUUGCUGUAGCGUCCUUCGGACCGUCGGCGGUCCCUCCCACACGGUGGAACGCUCUGCUCUCAAAGCGGUUGUGUCGUUGGGUUUCCUGCUUCCUCCCUACGGGCCCCUCUCCUGAGUGCAGAUGGCGGGUGCGCAGACGCGUCAACCUGUGUGUCGCUGACACUAGCCGGGCAGCCUGUGGGUUGCCUGCCGCGCGGGAGACUGACACUACACGGAGGGCCACACCGGCCCCCACGCAGUUCCGCCCCAGCAGGGUGCGAGGAGGCAGCGUCAGGUAAUGAGAAAAGACUCCGCCAGCCACCGGGGUCCUGCGUGCGGCCACCGCCGCAGAGCCCCGCAAACACCGGAAGCCUAGGUUCCAGCACUUCCGGGAGAGAAGGUCUUCUGAAGCUGACUGGUUGUUGCGUUGCCUCGCGCACGCGUCGUCGCGCUUUUCCUUGCGCGCGUGCGCGUUGCUACUGCCGAGUAGGAGCAUGGCUGAUCCGGUGGUGUUGGGAUUCGAACACAUGGGUCUGGACCCCCGGCUCCUGCAGGCCAUCACCGACCUGGGUUGGUCGCGACCCACACUCAUUCAGGAGAAGGCCAUCCCACUGGCCUUGGAAGGGAAGGACCUCCUCGCCCGAGCCCGCACGGGCUCGGGGAAGACGGCCGCCUAUGCCCUUCCGAUGCUGCAGCUGCUGCUCCGCAGGAAGGCGACAGGCCCUGCAGUAGAGCAGGCUGUGAGAGGUCUUGUGCUUGUGCCCACCAAGGAACUGGCACGGCAGGCCCAGUCCAUGAUUCAGCAGCUGGCUGCCUACUGUGCUCGAGACAUCCGGGUGGCCAAUGUCUCAGCCACUGAAGAUGCAGCCUCUCAGAGAGCUGUGCUGAUGGAGAAGCCUGAUGUAGUGGUGGGGACCCCGUCUCGAAUCUUAAACAGCCUGCAGCAAGACAGCUUGAAGCUGCAAGACUCCUUGGAGCUGCUGGUGGUGGAUGAGGCUGAUCUUCUUUUCUCCUUUGGCUUUGAGGAGGAGGUCAAGAGUCUUCUCUGUCAUUUGCCCCGAAUUUACCAGGCUUUUCUGAUGUCAGCUACUUUUAAUGAAGAUGUACAAGUGCUCAAGGAGCUGGUACUGCAUAACCCGGUUACCCUCAAGCUACAGGAGUCCCAGCUGCCAGGGCCAGACCAAUUAGAGCAGUUUCAGGUGGUCUGUGGAACAGAGGAGGAGAAGUUUCUGUUACUGUAUGCCCUACUCAAGUUGUCUUUGAUUCGGGGCAAGUCUCUUCUCUUUGUCAACACUCUUGAGCGGAGCUACCGGCUGCGCCUGUUUUUGGAGCAAUUCAGCAUCCCCACCUGUGUGCUCAAUGGGGAGCUUCCACUGCACUCCAGAUGCCACAUCAUCUCACAGUUCAACCAAGGCUUCUACGAUUGUGUCAUAGCGACUGAUGCCGAAGUCCUGGGGGCCCCAGUCAAGGGCAGGCGUCGGGGCAAAGGACCCAAGGGGGACAGGGCAUCUGACCCAGAGGCAGGUGUGGCUCGUGGCAUAGACUUCCACCAUGUGUGUGCUGUGCUCAAUUUUGAUCUCCCACUCACCCCUGAGGCCUACAUUCAUCGGGCUGGAAGGACAGCACGUGCCAACAACUCAGGCAUAGUCUUGACUUUUGUGCUGCCCGCAGAGCAAUUCCACUUGGGCAAGAUUGAGGAGAUUCUCAGUGGAGAGGAUGGGACCCCCGUGCUGCUUCCCUACCAGUUCUGCAUGGAGGAGAUCGAGGGCUUCCGCUAUCGCUGCAGGGACGCUAUGCGUUCGGUGACAAAACAGGCCAUUCGAGAGGCAAGACUGAAGGAGAUCAAGGAGGAGCUUCUCCAUUCGGAGCGGCUCAAGGUGAGGCAAGGGCCAGUGGUGGGCUGCAGCUACAGGCCUCUGGCCAGAGGUGUGGGAGAUGGACCGCCAGUGGCCGCAGGUGAACUGGAUUGCCUCCCCACUGCUGGCACACAUCCUCGAUGCAACUGCUAUGCCCAGCUCUGGGUUGGGGCUGGGCAGCCGGGUACAGGGCAGUGUGCUCAGGCCAUGUCUCUUCCAGUCCCUCCUGCUCUGCGCAGCCUUAUCCACCCUCACAAGAAGCGGAAGAAGCUAUCCUCUAAGAAGGCUAAGAAGGCAAAGACUCAGAACCCGCUGCGCAGCUUCAGGCACAGAAGAGAGGGACACAGACCCACAGCAGCGCCCUCCUGAGGUCUCCCAACUGUCCCAGAGCUGACAGAGCUGGGAGCUGGGUUCCGCCUUGGACAGAUGGGAUCCAGGUGGCCAGAGCCACGGCCCUCCAGGUCCAUGACACUGCCCGGCUGGUGUUUUAUCCCUUAACAGCAGAAUAAAGGUUCUCGCUACCCAGUUUCA